Molecule: messenger RNA, 653 nt
Organism: Aspergillus eucalypticola CBS 122712
Lineage: Eukaryota; Fungi; Ascomycota; Eurotiomycetes; Eurotiales; Aspergillaceae
Exons: 1
Coding region: 115-552 (145 amino acids)
Source: RefSeq, a predicted model, not a curated record
UUUUACUUCUUUUUCUUCUCAUUUUUAUUAUUACUCGGACCGGUUCGCCUUUCUGCGUGUUGGGUGGUAACUGACGAAUUUCUUUUUCAUCGACAUGUGGUUAAGCGUAAGAGUAUGAAAGCUCUAUCUUGUUUUCUUCUUUCUCUUUCUUGUCUCUCGUUCAUGGCCGGUUGCAGUUGUGAACAAACCCUUCAUCUCCGUUCGCUAUUCAAUGUUUCAGUGCCCAUCUUCAGUUUCAAACAUUUUUUUCUUCAUUUUCUUCUGAUUUCGCUAUCAUCCAUCUUUGUCUUCUUGCAUUCAUUAUGGCAUCCAUCUUUAUGUCAUUCUUUUUCCACGAGAUUUUUUUUACAUGGGCUCAUUGGUUCUGUUGGCGAUGCUAAAUUGGGGUCCUUCUUUUAUUCGACUUCCUUGGGAGGUGCAUGUCAUUCAAUCUUGAAGUGCAAGCAUCCUUGCCACUUUGAGUAUGCAGAUCUACAUGCAAACAGUAUGAUCUGCUCACAGACAAUUCAAUCUACACUCCGCGUCAUCACUUUGAUGGCGUUUACUCAGUAACCAUUCCGAGCCCUUGUAGUUUGUCACGUGUAUGAGAUAUUAGUAUAGAAAUCUGUUGUCAGUACAGCAGCUGUAACACUCAAUGAUAGCUUAUAAAUAAC